This is a messenger RNA of Trichoderma gamsii, 1485 nucleotides long. RefSeq lists its product as hypothetical. The coding region runs from base 1 to 1485 and encodes 494 amino acids. The record is from RefSeq and is a predicted model, not a curated record. NCBI's taxonomy places the organism in Eukaryota, Fungi, Ascomycota, Sordariomycetes, Hypocreales, Hypocreaceae. The transcript has 4 exons.
AUGUCGCAUGCUAUGAUAUGGGAUGAUGAGACACGUUGCGCUUCAUCUAUGCGCAGCGAGAGGAUGGAACAUGGAAACAAAUUCGCAUUUGUCAACUUUUCCAAUGGCUACCACCUAAAUUCUUCGGAUCAGAUACGAGUAAUUCGGCAGCACGCCAUGAAAGAUGUGGGGAAAUCACGCCGAAAACCGACGACGAAGGCCAAUUUCGAUCUAGCCAAGAAAUUGUACCAAUUCCAGCCGACAUGGUGGCUUCCUCGGCGCUGGGCAACUCUCUCUAACUUUUCAUCUCACGUGAAGCUACCAAUUGGGGUGCAGCUCGAGAGUGACGCGAGAGGACGUCAGCUUCUGUCAGAUGUGUUUCGUGAUGGCGAGAAUGGCGGAGCCCAAAUACACUUGCGAGACGCCUGGUUCACUCUCGGAAUGCGAUAUGCGUCAACAAUGUUCCAGAUUUUAGCCAAUUCCGCUUUACACGAAACAAUAAUGAGAUCAGGAGCUUGUAAAGCUGCUGAAACUUAUGACUCUAUGAGAUUUCAUGUAAAAGCAUUGUCUUCUCUACAAGUAACACUACAGGCCACAGGCAAAAGGGAUCUAGAAUAUGCUAUAAGUGCAAUUACUGGGCUAUUAGUGUAUGAGGAGCUUUGUGGCAAUAGAGACAUGUGGAUUAUACAUCACCAAGGUCUUCAGCACUUAGUUAACCGAGCAGGAGGCAUUGAUGCUCUUGAACAAAAUGAGGAGCUGAGAAUAACAAUUAGUUGGUGUGAACUUCGUGGUGCGUGCGUGUUUGACCACCCUCCAAGCUAUCCAUCACCACGGCAAUGGGAGAAGUUUUCCGUGUUGCCUCUGUCUUCCACAAACGCGCGCACUCAUAUAGAUCAUGUAACCCGUAUCUGGAACGAUUCGUCGCAGGUCCAACACAGGGAGUGGUUACACGCGUAUGAGAUUGUAGCCAUCUUCUCCUUUGAUGCAUUCAGUCUACCUCAGCAUCAAAGUCCAGACCCGAGCAUCCACAGCAGGGAUGGAUGUGGUGCGUGGGUAAAUCCAGUGGCGCAUACGUUUCUUUCACGACGGCCACCCGCCGACCCAGCGUGUGCGGGAUCUCUCAUGCAGGAGGCCUGCCGGUUAGGAAUGCUACUUUACCUUAAUCACGUACGGCGUUUCCUGGGCAUAAUGCCGUCAUACACUGGUACCCUUGCCAGCAGACUGAAAGACCACCUUCUGGUAAACUAUGAGUAUCUUAUGAGUGACUGGAUCGGCGACGCCUGGAUACUGCAAAUAUGGAUGCUCUAUAUGGCAGGAUUCGGGCUUCAGGGAGAACCUGAUGAGGCCUGGUUUUUCCGCGCGUUAGGCAUGUUUCUAAAAAGACACGGAAUAUCGGACUGGAGUGAUGUUAUGCAGCUCCUCAAAAGCGUGCUGUGGUUUGAAGAGGUGUUUGAUAGACCAAGCGAUGAAAGGGUGCAAAAUGGCUCUAUGUGGUGGAUAACAUGA